CUCGGAAUUCAGCCAGUGCGUUUGCCAUAGCCUCACGCCGACAAACGCUCUUAUCAAAGCAGCCAACCAGCUAUCUGCCUGCCUUGGACCCUGAUUCCGCUUAGGCAACAAUAAAUCUCGCUCGCUCGCCUGUCUCCCUCCCUCACAUCUCCAUCCUCACCCACCUUGUGCUCUCGCUGACUACCGCCCUCCACCCUCGCCAACUAUCAAGAUGGCCGACCGUCGUAAGGAAGCCCGCACUGACGAUUCAACAACGUCUCUCACAGACUCUCUACGCAGCCUUAUCAUUGACAACUGGAACGCGGGCCUGCAUCUACUGACCAACUCUGACCUUGAGAAGGCGAAGCCGGAGUACAUCCUGAGCCGAAUGCUUUCUACGAAAUCGGCCAUAUCAACUGACUCGUCUCUUGCCGAGAUGAACCAACGAGCGCAAGAAGAUGCCUCCAUGCAGACAUUCGCAUCCAUUGGCGCCGGACAGACCGGCACUGUGUACGCACUCAAGGGCACAACCCUAGUCAUCAAGCUUCCAAACUCCCCAGAUCGAUCAAACAGUGUCUUUGAUGAUUUCAAGAGCCAUAAAGCUGCAUAUCAAGCGUUUCAAGGUGUGUCGGCUAUACUUCGAGUUCACGUCCACGUCCCAGCUCUCAAGACAUGGGUGACUCCGACCAGCUCCCACUUUUGGCGCAACAACGCAGGACUAUUUCCCCAAGGAGUCCAAACCCCAGAUUAUGGCUUGGUAUCAGAGCGCAUUUACCCCCUACCGGCUCCAGUCCGCUCAGCUCUGGUCGACACGUUUGCGCCCAAAGCCGUCAAGGAGCGCAAACACGACUUUCUCCGCACACCAAGCAACAAAGACUGCUUGAUCCGCAUCUAUCUUGGACGUAGGAACAGCGAUAAGUCAUCUACUCCCGCCGAUAAAUUCCACCUGCGCAACUUCCCACUGCACGUCAACGAAAUGGAAUAUCUGAAACUCGACACCUCCUACUACGCGAAGCUCAUGGCGCAAGCGCUCGCAAUCUUGCAUUGGCGUGCAGGUCUCGAUGCCAAUGACGUGGAGUUCGUCUUUGGAAGCUCGCCCGAGGUCACUCAGCUUCCUACAGACAAUGAUCUUGUCGGUCUUGAUAAAGACUCGGCGGCAUCCUUGUUCAUGACCGACUUCCACCAUCGCACCGUGUCUGUAUGGCUCCUCGACUUCAACCUUUGUGGGACAUUCAGCAAAGAUGCUUCUGGCCUCAAGAAACUCGUCGACGGCUUCUACUGGAACGAUCCAUACUACCCGCGGCCAUCAGCUGCCGGGUCCGGCGACCAAGAGCUGUGGAAGGUCUUCGCUAAGCACUAUGUCGAGGUCAGCGCAGAGUUUGUUCAACACACCAUGCCACAGGCAUUCAUUGACGCAGUCGAGGAGCGAGGCAAAAAGCGCUCUGUCAACAAUCUCUUUGGUUGACACGGAGGAUUUGCCAUGUUCUGUUACGGAGCUAUAGGGUUGGAACAGCUGACCAGAAUGUAUGUCAAUGGUCUUGCAGGUGACAUGUGUAGGGUUGAUGCCGUGCAAGAUUGCCUGAAAUCGGGUGACAUUGGCAAUAUUGCGUCCUCUUGAGGAGUGAUUUCGUAGAAUAUAUCUCUUACACCUCUUAUCGUACAUUCCCCAUCCCCCUUUGAAGUGCCAUCCGUCCCGAUCC
This is a messenger RNA of Boeremia exigua, 1679 nucleotides long. RefSeq names its product zinc finger protein-domain-containing protein. The coding region runs from base 212 to 1444 and encodes 410 amino acids. The transcript has a single exon. NCBI's taxonomy places the organism in Eukaryota, Fungi, Ascomycota, Dothideomycetes, Pleosporales, Didymellaceae. The record is from RefSeq and is a predicted model, not a curated record.